Messenger RNA from Vicia villosa (hairy vetch), 591 nucleotides. RefSeq lists its product as uncharacterized. Bases 1 to 591 code for a protein of 196 amino acids. Lineage: Eukaryota; Viridiplantae; Streptophyta; Magnoliopsida; Fabales; Fabaceae. The record is from RefSeq and is a predicted model, not a curated record. Gene Ontology annotation, molecular function: nucleic acid binding; RNA-DNA hybrid ribonuclease activity. The transcript has a single exon.
AUGAAGAAAUUUCAAACUGCUACUUUUCACAAUUCUAUUGAUGCUUGGUUGGAAAUCAGUUUGUGCAACAAAUCUCCGCAAGUCGCAUUGAUUCAUUGUGCUGUCGUUUUCAACUUUUUAUUCAUCCUCUGGAAACUCAGGAAUUCCACCAAGCACCACAGUCGAAAGCCUUCCGCUACGUAUGAUAUUGAUUGGAUUAUGUUGCAGGUGCAAAUUUCCGGAAAUGCGUCUCUCAAAGCUUCCUAUAUCAACAUGCAAGAGUUUUCUUUCAUCAAAGAAUUCAAAGUUAACUUCAUCUCUCCUAAGGCUCCCUCUGUUAAAGAAGUUAUUUGGAAUCCUCCAGCUUUUGGUUGGAUAAAGUGCAAUUGCGACGAAGUUUUUAUUCAUGAUAAUGCUAAUGCGAGAUGUGGUUGUCUUUUUCAUAAUCAUAUGGGAGAUUUCAUCCUUGCCUUUGCGGAGCUUCUUCAUUGCGUCUCUUCGGUUCAUGCCGAAUUUGGAGCAGCAAUAUGUGCUAUGGAAAUCGCUAUUGAUAGGGGUUGGUCUAAGCUUUGGUUGGAAACCGACUCUAGAAAUAUUCUAACAAAAAAUUAG